Messenger RNA from Entelurus aequoreus (snake pipefish), 1138 nucleotides. Its product is annotated as serine/threonine-protein kinase TAO3-like. The record is from RefSeq and is a predicted model, not a curated record. NCBI's taxonomy places the organism in Eukaryota, Metazoa, Chordata, Actinopteri, Syngnathiformes, Syngnathidae. Bases 98 to 1138 code for a protein of 346 amino acids. The transcript has 10 exons. Gene Ontology annotation, biological process: execution phase of apoptosis; protein phosphorylation. Gene Ontology annotation, molecular function: ATP binding; protein kinase activity.
UCUUUCCUGGUCUAGCUGGCCAAUGCCGGCCCCGUCGUGGACGUCUGGCGGCGGUCACAGCAGUAAUCGCGUGAGAGCGGUGCCCGCCGCCUAGCCCAUGAUGCCGUCAUCCACACGGAAAGGCGUGCCAAAGGACCCCGAGCUGGCCGAGCUCUUCUUCAAGGAUGACCCCGAGGAAGUCUUCUGCGACCUGCACGAGAUCGGACAUGGCAGCUUCGGGGCCGUCUACUUUGCCCGUAACUCUUAUUCCAACGAGGUGGUGGCCAUCAAGAAGAUGUCCUACCAUGGCAAGCAGACUACUGAGAAGUGGCAGGACAUUAUUAAGGAGGUCAAGUUUUUGGGACAGCUGCGGCACCCAAACACCAUCGAGUACAAAGGGUGCUACCUGAAGGACAACACUGCCUGGCUGGUGAUGGAAUAUUGUUUGGGUUCUGCAUCAGACUUACUCGAAGUUCACAAGAAGCCACUCCAAGAGGUGGAAAUCGCUGCCAUUACCCAUGGUGCCUUGCUGGGACUCGCUUACCUUCAUUCCCAUAAUAUGAUUCACAGAGACGUGAAAGCCGGAAACAUCCUGCUGACCGAGCUGGGACAGGUCAAACUGGCCGACUUUGGCUCCGCCUCCAUUGCCUCACCCGCCAACUCCUUUGUGGGGACACCUUACUGGAUGGCCCCAGAAGUGAUAUUAGCCAUGGACGAGGGUCAGUACGAGGGGAAGGUGGACAUCUGGUCCCUGGGGAUCACCUGUAUCGAAUUAGCGGAACGUAAACCGCCCUUGUUCAACAUGAACGCCAUGAGUGCCUUAUAUCACAUCGCACAGAACGACUCCCCCACUCUGCAGUCCAAUGAGUGGUCCGACCCUUUCCGAAGCUUUGUGGACUACUGCCUACAGAAAUUUCCUCAGGACAGACCCUCGUCAGGGGAGCUGCUAAGACAUGAUUUUGUGCGGCGGGAGCGCUCGCCGAGGAUUCUCAUGGACCUGAUCCAGAGGACCAAGGAUGCGGUGCGUGAGCUGGACAACCUGCAGUACCGCAAGAUGAAGAAGAUCCUCUACCAGGAGAAGCACAACGGACCCAUGGGGGAGAGCCAGGAGGACGAGGAGGUGGGAGGACGAGGAUUUAAAGAAAUAACAUGGAAAUAA